Messenger RNA from Rhipicephalus sanguineus (brown dog tick), 3156 nucleotides. Its product is annotated as monocarboxylate transporter 11. Gene Ontology annotation, biological process: transmembrane transport. The coding region runs from base 571 to 2097 and encodes 508 amino acids. NCBI's taxonomy places the organism in Eukaryota, Metazoa, Arthropoda, Arachnida, Ixodida, Ixodidae. The transcript has 7 exons. The record is from RefSeq and is a predicted model, not a curated record. Gene Ontology annotation, molecular function: monocarboxylic acid transmembrane transporter activity.
CGUGUACUUGCGCUCGACCCCGCUCUUAACACUUUUACAAAACUUGUGCGCGAUCGAUCACCUCUACUUCAAGAGUGCAGAGUGAUUGACAGAGAGUGCCGUCGCACUUUGCGUGCCAACCAUUCUCUGCUGUGAAUUUGAAUGGUAAAAUGAAAGUUGGUCCGUUUCCAAAAGCUGCUGCCCCGCUGCAUAAUAAGCAACACGUUUUGCAAUAUCCAAAAGAUCAGAGCAGUGUCUUAGCCGUCCUACGCCACCGGUAAUGAAUAUUAUUCGUCUCCCCUGAGGAGCACGGUGUUCGAGAACACGCAACAGCAUAUAUGUACGAGGCGAAGAAGCUCCGAGGGGAUUGCGCGCGGCGUACUUCCUCAUUGACAGCAAUGUUCGAUGGUCACCGGCGGCCCGGCAAAGGAGUCGGUCGGUCCUUGGCGGCUUUCUUACUAUAGGCAUUGGAAGUGAUCAAGACACCGAGCAUCUGGGUAACAAGCGAGCACGCCGGCAAAAGUGACUUUGCAGAUGAACCAGUAAGCGUUCCUUGCUGGUCCCGGCGCCAGAAGACGGCUUGAAGAAGACAUGUCUCCGCCAAAGAGGGUAGUCAAGCCCGACUCGCGAGAAUGCUGGCUCGUAGCCGCGUCGGCGGCCACUUACGUCUUCUUCGCCAUGAUCUUGGUCAAGACUGAGUCGGUCAUCUACAUCGGCUUCAUGGAAAUGCUUCAGCUGAGUAGGCAGGACGCAUCGUGGCCUCUCAGCAUAUCGCUCGUAGUUUCCCAGUUGGCUGGGCCCGUGUUCGGCCUCCUCUGCCUGUGGUUGUCCGAGAGGGCAGUCCUGAUCGCCGGCGCCUUACUCUGUUCCGUGCCGGUCAUGGCGUGCGGUUUCGCCCAUAACCUCGCCGUCAUCAACGUUCUCUAUGGAGUGCUCUUCGGAAUGGGCCUUGCGUGCGCCGAGCUGGUGCCGUUCUCAGUGGUGGCGCGCCACUUCGUGUCGUUCCGCGGCACAGCACUGGGCCUGCUGUUCAUCGUCACCUCCGUCUCUGGUUUCGUGUCCCCCAUGGCGGUGGAAUUUCUUCGUCAGACGUACGGCUUCCGAUGCACGCUACACUUGGUGGGAGCCAUCAUACUGAACAUGCUUCUCGGGUGCUUUAUCGUGAGCCGCGUCGACCGCACCGAUGGUUCUAUCGACGAGCCGCCUGCCACCGCUACGAAAACCAAGGAACUGCUCGCCGAGCCGCCUCGCAUGCCAGCCGAGCGGCGCAGGUCCAGCUUCCAAGCGGCCUCGCUGGGACAGUCCUGCUCCAUCCAGUUGGCCCAGUCCAUCAUGUCGCUCGAUAAGAAGGACCGUUCGGCGCGAACUAAGCUGCGGCGCAACGUGCGCACCAUGUUCACGCUGCCCUUCGUGCACAUCGGCUUGUCGCGUGCGGCUGCCCUGUUCGCGCUCACCACCAUCCUCAUCACCGUGGUGGACUUCGGCGAGGACAACGGCCUCUCGGGCUACGACGCCGUGUCCCUGCUCACGGCGUACGCCAUCGGAGACCUGUGCUCGCGCCUCAUCACGGCGUUGGUGCUCGACACGCGCUUCCUGAGCAGCAGCGCCACGCUUCUCAGCAUGUUCGUGCUGCAGGCGGUCGUCAUGGCCGUCAUGAGUUUCGAGAGUAACUACUGGGUGCUGCUGGUGUGCUGCUUUGUCACGGGCCUCUCGAGUGGCGGCCGCUUCUUCACCUGCACCGUCAUGGUCGCAGAAGAGUUCGACGAGGACGCCAUCUCCCUUAACCUGGGCGUCAUGAACUUCGUGUCCGGCAUCGCAGGCUUCAUCAGACCACCCAUCAUCGGUUACUGCCGUGACGUGCUAGGGGUCGUACACGCCGCUCUAUCUGCUGCUGGCCAUCAUCAACGCAUUCUUCACCGUCACCUGGAGCCUGAAGCUCGUUCUCUCUCUCCGCAAGAAGAAGAUACCAUCACUCAGGGUAGCUCUGCAAGAGCUGCCAGAUGCACGAGGACGAAUUGGGAGCAUCGUAUCAUUUUGAAACGCACCUUUUUUUUUCAUUUAGUUGCAUAUUACGGAUCGUUUUCCAGUAUGGUUGCAAAGGCUGCCUCAAGAAAUUGAGGGCCUUCGCUGAAGACAAAGGGGAGAGUCAUACAAAAAGAAGGGCAAAUUAAUUGCAGUUCGUUAAUGCGAACAAAGACUGAAAUAUUUCGAGCGGUAACGUGCGUGAAACAACUAAGAUCAAGAUAGCGCUCGAAGUCAGGCCGCAGUCUCCUCGCAAAACUGCGAGACGCUGGACCUCAAGUGUCACGGCAGAGACUUCGUUUCAGCGAGGACUGCAUGACCACCAGGGCAAAAGUUUAUGACGAGGAGAACAAAAAAAAACGGUUAAAGGGGCCAUGACACGGUCACCCACCGAACUGCGGUUUUCAGCGAAAAGUAGAAGUAGAGGGUCUAUUCUGUACAUAUAUGAAAAAUGGACUGUAAAAUAAUAUUUCGUUGCAAAAUGAGCCCUAGAAGUCGCCGCGGCUAUAAACCUCACCCACUGCCGGCGACCGCCAUUUUGCCAUGGCGUAUGUGAUGUCAUGUGCUUCAUGGAGUGAAGCCGUCGUCUUCUGUAUACCUAAGUUUCAGCCGCUGCAAAUCGUUAAAUUUUCAAUGCCAAGUUGAAGAAAGCCGAAUAGCUCCAUUGUAUACGCGCAGCUGACCACGAAACGAAACCGUUGGCCGGAAUACAGACGCUCGCAAAGCAAGCGGCUUGUUACGUCACGGCUCGCGAGUGCGCGAGUGUGAUCAGACUCUCGGGCCACUCGCGCGUUUAUAAAAAUAUUCAUUAUAAAUUAGGUGCUCAACCAAAUGCGCUGAAAUUUCACCAGUUUGUGAACACCAAAGGAUUAACCAACAUAACACAGAUUAUGCGGGAAAAUUGUGUGUCAUGGUCCCUUUAAUGAGAUGCAUAAAAAGGCAUCAAACAAAAAGGCGUUGUGUAACUUAGUUUCUUCCCGUGCUUGAACUUCCUCACCCUACAUAACUGGAUACGGAGCUACCAGUACGUGACACUCAUAACAAAGCAAACCAAUGUUUAGAUCGUCGUGUCUAGAAAAUAUUCUGGCGAAAGCCUUAUAUGUCUUAUGUCAGGGGCCUCAAACACAUAGCCCGCUGCUUCACAUGGAAUAAAGU